CCGAUCCACAAUAAUGGCAAAACCGGCACUCAUUGCACUCGCCUUAGCCGCCUUCGUAGUAAUACUAUUUACCGAGGUUUCUUCUCAUAGAACCACCAUCACGACCACCACUACUACAAAUGAUGACAACCCAUUUUGGGAUCAACCACAAUAUUGCCAACGUCAGAUUCCGAUCCAAGAGGUUAACUAUUGCCAAAUGCACCUCACUCAAGGAAUCAUUUCAUCACUCGAUAUGGUCGUUGAGAACCGAAGACCAUCAAAGCAGACACAACAAGGACUAAGACAACAAUGUUGUAACCAGCUAAACCGCGUGGAGGCAGAGUGCCAGUGCAAUGCGAUCCAGAUAGCGUAUGAUGAAGCAAGAGUACAAGGUGAUGUCAUACAGAUGCGACAGAUGUUGAGCAAGGCUUACAGUCUCAUGAAAGACUGCGAUUUGCAAGUCCAAGAUUGCGCGAUUGCAAGCCCAAGGGUUUAAGUUUAAGUUUAAGAUUAUAUAUAUGUAUGGAUGAGCGAAUGUAUGUAUGUAUGUCAUAAUAACAAUGGGCUGCUUAUUAAUAAGAAGCUUUUUGGCUUCAUAUGUCAAGUGAUCACUCGUUGUAAUCAAACACAAUC
Molecule: messenger RNA, 612 nt
Organism: Erigeron canadensis
Lineage: Eukaryota; Viridiplantae; Streptophyta; Magnoliopsida; Asterales; Asteraceae
Product: 2S seed storage protein-like
Exons: 1
Coding region: 14-475 (153 amino acids)
Molecular function (GO): nutrient reservoir activity
Source: RefSeq, a predicted model, not a curated record